Adineta steineri is the source of this 954-nucleotide messenger RNA. The record is from the annotation of a GenBank genome assembly. NCBI's taxonomy places the organism in Eukaryota, Metazoa, Rotifera, Eurotatoria, Adinetida, Adinetidae.
AUGCGUACUACCCAAAAGUUAAAUCUUGAAACAUUAUUUGAUGAACUGUUAAAAUUCCAAGAAGAAUUUGAAGAAAAUGAAAAAUAUCUCUUAUUCGACUUUCGUAGCAAGACUGGUCUUUGUUGGGAACUUAUUCUCGAAGUAGCUAACUAUCUUUCAUUAAACGAUGUUGUUACUGCAUUUUCCUCUGAUGUUCUUUGUUUAUUAUGGAGAUACAACAAAAAACUGCCUAUUAUAGAACCGUCGGAAACAUUUAUGAGAACGAUGAUUCACACAAUCAUGCCUGAACAAAUUGUAUCGUUACGUAUUAAAGCGGAUCAUCAUAAAUCAACGAUAGAAUUAGCUCCGCCAGCUACUUUCAAUCAUGUUAAGAAACUUACUCUUGUCAAUUUUCAGAAAAAUCAAAUCAUUGACUUUCAAAAAUAUUUUACAAGGCUUACUUGUCUUUCACUUUUUUAUGAAGAACAAAUGUGUUUUCAUAGUUUUAUGAAAAUAUUCAAUUACCUCAACAGUCCAAUUAAACAAUUCGAAAUACAUUGUCGAAAUGUACUUUGUUCUCAUCGUCGUACAGAUCUCAUUUUCCAAAAAUUAAAUACUCUCAAUUACACUAUCGAACAUUUGAUACUUAAUAUAGCGCAUAUUUCCAUGACAAUAGUGAACAAAUGUUUCCAAUCCUAUACCACAUGUCUGUUAAAGACAAUAAUUGAUUUUAUAAAAAUCAUGACAAAUAUUCAAUGUAUUCAUAUUAUUAUUAAUCAAGGCAGCAUCGAAAAAUUAUUAGAUAUCAACGAAUGGAAAAGUCUAGUAACGGGAUGCCGUAAAUUAAAAAAAGUGAUAUUACACGGUAAAAGAAGUAUGUUACAAGACGAAAAAUUAAAGCAACAAGCACUGGAAAUUCAAAAUCAAAUGUCCAAUGGAAAACGAAAAAUUGAUUUCGAAAUAAAACUGAAAUAA